Messenger RNA from Caenorhabditis angaria, 1441 nucleotides. The record is from the annotation of a GenBank genome assembly. NCBI's taxonomy places the organism in Eukaryota, Metazoa, Nematoda, Chromadorea, Rhabditida, Rhabditidae.
AUGAAUUUGACGAAAAACAAUGAUGCCUCAACUAUAUUAGCAUCCAAUUUCACAACAUCAGGAAUCGAUCAAAAUGCCGUGAAUAUUUCCGUGGAAAAUCGAUGGGAACAUGCGAGAACAAUGAAAGUAUUGUUGGAACCACGACAUAUUUAUGGAAUCAAUAUCACCGUAGAGAAAAAUUCGAAAAUUGUAGAAUUUCGAGUGGCUAGUUAUUAUUCAGCAAUUAUUAUGCACUACACUAUAGUUGACUUGAAUCAAGAUGACAAUUGGUUGAUUCUUGCAGGUAAUUCAAGUCGAAAAAAAAAUAAAACUAUAUUUUUUUUACAUUUUUUCCACAUCAGGCCUGUGCCGGAAAAUUUUCCGAAUUUUCCGAAUUUCCGGAUUUUCCGGUUUUUUCACGGAAAAAUCAAUUUUCCGAUUUUCCGGAAAAUGUGCUCGGAAAAUCCGGAAAAAUGAUCUUUACUAGUAAUAUUUACAAUUUUGCCUAAAUUUUAGGAAAUUUUCUCAGUUUAUGAGAGAAAAAAUGAAAUUUUUGGAAUUUUUUUUCAAUUUUUCAAAUUUACUAUUGGGGCUAUUCAUGUUAUUUUUCAACGCUGAGAAAACGGGAGAAAAGCGGAGAAAACCUAUUCAGGUAGGCUGAGAAAAUACGAAAAAAGCGGAGAAAAUGUAUUUCCUCCGCAUUUCUCCUGUUUUCUCAACAUGCUGAGAAAAUACAUGAAUAGCCCCAUAUUUUUUGAACGUAAAACGUCUCAAAUAGUUACUGAAUUACCUGUGAAUAGAAGAAUUGUAGAUAAAAAUAAGUUUAAGUACCAACUUAAGGGUGAAAAUCGAAAUUUCAGACUACGAAAAAUUUUCCGAAUUUCCGUUUUCCGGGUUUUGAUUUCUGGCACAGGCCUGUUCCGCAUGUUUCAAUGAAAAAAUGUCAAAAAAUAGGAAAAAAUAUAGUUUUUUGACAUUAAUUCCCAUUUUCGCAGAAAAACGAGUAAAGGAUAUCGAAUUGGAGAGAAAAUAUUUGACCGAAUUGAUACCAAGAUUAGAGAGUAAAGAAUUGUUAGCCAGAAUUCUGCAAUAUCGAUUGAAGCAAUAUCUACAAGGCUUCGCUAUAACCACACCAGAUUUCAGAAUAAAUGGAAUUGGUGGAACAAUCAAACCAACAAAUCUUGAACUAGCUGAACAUCUCAAAUUCGUCAACACAAUUCCCAAUUUCAUAAUAACAAUAAGAACGUGUUUUAAUUUUGUGUGGAGCGAAAAAUCAGCUCGAUUUAGUAUGAGACAACAUACACUUAAUCGAACUUCAAUUGUUUAUCACUAUCGUUUGGUAAAAGUUGAAGAUCAAUGGUUUUUUGAUGAGGAAUUCAAUGAUGGCGAAUAUUUGACGGAUAAAAUUGUCGAAAAUCGGAAUUUGAAGGUUUUGCGAUGGGGGGAUAAUUAUAGACAUUGA